Messenger RNA from Dioscorea cayenensis subsp. rotundata (Guinea yam), 1794 nucleotides. Its product is annotated as pentatricopeptide repeat-containing protein At2g30100, chloroplastic. The transcript has 2 exons. NCBI's taxonomy places the organism in Eukaryota, Viridiplantae, Streptophyta, Magnoliopsida, Dioscoreales, Dioscoreaceae. Bases 113 to 1570 code for a protein of 485 amino acids. Gene Ontology annotation, molecular function: protein binding. The record is from RefSeq and is a predicted model, not a curated record.
CGUCUCGUGGCCACGUCUCUUCACUCCCACCUCAGUGGCUGUCGUCUCCGACGACCUUCUCCAAAGCCCCUAGCCCUAACCCUAACCCUAAUUCCAUGUUUGAACUCUAGAUAUGGCGAUCCAAUUUCCCAUCCCCACUCGCUUCCUUGUCUCCUCCCCUCCCUCUCGUCAUCUUCACCUUCUUCCUCCCCGCUUCGGGACUAGCUUUCAGCAUCCAUGGCUGAGCUUCAGAUUGCCGUUCAAGUCGCUGAAAUCUGUCAGAUUUGACCAGAUCCUGACGAGCUCAGAGGAGGAGAUGGGGGAUGGCUUCUUCGAGACUAUUGAGGAGCUGGAGCGGAUGGUGAGAGAUCCCUCUGAUGUUCUUGGUGGGAUGAUUGAGAGGCUAUCAGUUCGUGAGCUGCAACUCAUGCUGGUAUACUUCUCGCAAGAGGGGCGGGACUCGUACUGCGCUCUUGAAGUCUUCGACUGGCUUCGGAAGGAGAACAGGGUGGACGGGGAGACGAUGGAGCUGAUGGUUUCGAUAGCGUGUGGAUGGAUUGAGAGAAUGGUUGGUGGAGAACACGCGGUGGCGGAUGUUGUGGGGCUGCUGAACGAGAUGGAGUGCGUCGGAGUGGAACCGGGUUUCAGUAUGGUGGAAAAGGUGGUAUCUUUGUACUGGGAACAAGGGAAGAAGGACGCAGCAGUGGCGUUUGUGACGGAUGUGAUGAACAGAGGGGGCGUUGGAGGUUAUAAGAUCGGAAAGCAAGGUGAGAACGAGAAGGAGGGGCCGGUUGGGUAUCUCGCCUGGAAGAUGAUGGGAGAUGGCAACUACCUGGGUGCAGUCAAAUUGGUUAUAGAAUUUAAGGAGUACGGAUUAAAUCCUGAGGUAUACAGUUACCUCAUUGCCUUGACAGCAUUAGUUAAGGAACAGAAAGAGUACUCCAAAGCUUUACGCAAGUUGAAGGCAUCAAGAAAAGCUGCCUUGGUAGCUGAACUCGAUGCUGUUGAUCUUCAACAACUUGGAAAGUAUCAAUCGGAUCUUAUAAGGUAUGGAAUCCGCCUGUCAGAUUGGGCAAUUAAGGAAGGGAGCUCUGUAAUUCCUGGAGCUGUCCACGAGAGACUUCUUGCCAUGUACACUUGUGCUGGAUUUGGGUUGGAAGCCGAGAACCAAUUGUGGCAAAUGAAGCUUUCAGGGAAGGAGCCUGAUAGGGAGCUUUAUGAUGUGGUUUUAGCUAUCUGUGCUUCUCAGAAUGAAGCUGAUGCUGUGCGCAGGCUGCUAGCCGGAGUAGAGGCUACUAGUGCAGCACGCAGGAAAAAGACCUUAUCUUGGUUACUUCGAGGCUAUGUUAAAGGAGGUUACUACAUUAAUGCUUCAGAAACCCUACUGAAAAUGCUGGAUUUAGGCUUAUGUCCAGAAUACUUAGACAGGGCUGCAGUGUUGCAGGGACUAAGAAAGGCCAUCCAAGAAUCUGGAAAUCCAGAGCCAUACAUCAAGCUCUGCAAGCGCCUGUGUGAUACAGAUCUAAUUGGACCGUGUCUCAUUUAUGUGUAUAUAGAUAAGUACCGCCUUUGGAUUGUGAAAACUAUAUGAAAUGCCACGCUGUAGAAUAUGAGUGAUUUGUUGUACAAUUGUAUAGCAGAAAUGAAGGUAAACCACACAUACAGAUUCAGCUGUAUAAGAUGUGUAUAUAUGUUCAAAACCUGUUGAAGAGAGUGAAUUACUAUGUCAACUUUGAUGUCUGUAAAUUUGCACAUUUCUCUAUUCUUGUGUAUGUUUUUUCUUUCUUUAUGUGAAUCGUUUGUGGAAAAGCAUUU